This is a messenger RNA of Saitoella complicata NRRL Y-17804, 3274 nucleotides long. RefSeq names its product RhoGAP-domain-containing protein. NCBI's taxonomy places the organism in Eukaryota, Fungi, Ascomycota, Saitoellomycetes, Saitoellales, Saitoellaceae. The coding region runs from base 28 to 3075 and encodes 1015 amino acids. Gene Ontology annotation, cellular component: cytoplasm. The record is from RefSeq and is a predicted model, not a curated record. Gene Ontology annotation, biological process: actin cytoskeleton organization; signal transduction. The transcript has 4 exons.
AGGGGAUGUGGGAUUUGUGGGAAGCCGAUGACCAAACAGUUCGUGCGUGCGCUGGGAGGAACCUUUCACCUGGAUUGCUUCCGAUGCAAGGACUGUAAUUGCGUUGUCGCCUCCAAGUUUUUCCCUGUCGAUGCAGCAGAUGGCAGUGGUCAAUACGCCCUUUGCGAAACCGACUACUUCAGAAGACUAGACCUCCUUUGCGAGGCAUGCGGAGGUGCACUACGAGGCUCUUACAUCACUGCACUCGAUCGCAAAUACCACAUCGAACACUUUACCUGUUCCAUGUGUCCAACUGUAUUCGGCCCACAAGACUCCUACUACGAACACGACGGCAAAGUCUACUGUCACUUCCACUACUCAACAAAGUUUGCGGUGAAGUGUCAUGGAUGUCAAACAGCAAUUCUAAAGCAAUUCGUCGAGAUCUUCAGGAAUGGGCUAAAUCAGCACUGGCAUCCGGAGUGUUACAUGAUUCACAAGUUCUGGAAUGUGAAGUUGGCGUCCCGGCAUGAUCAGCAAGCACAAUCUGCAAUUGUCGAUACGGCUACGCCUGAUGAAGUUCGUCAACGGGAACAGAUGAUGGAGGACAAGGUAUAUCGCAUUUGGAGUGUUCUGUCAUCGUACGAGGAGACCACUGCGGCAUGUAUCAGUGAUAUGCUGUUGCAUGUCUCGAAUGGCGCAUACAUCGAGGGUGUCGUCAUGGCGGAGAAGUUUAUUGGUCAUGUCGAGAUCUUGUUUGCCUCAAUCGACAAACUUGAGGCUUCCCUCCUUCGCAUGAGUGGGAAAACUCUACCAUAUCAUCGUGAAGCAAAGAUGCUUUGUAAAAAGAUCGUCGCGUUCUUUGCAUUGCUCUCGAAGACGCAGGAAACCGGUGUUCGGAAGUUGGGGAUUACACAGGAAUUGCUGAGCUUGGUGACGGGAUUAGCGCAUUACUUGAAGAUCUUGAUUCGGAUAUCGUUGACAGCGGCGUUGAAGUUGGAGAGAGACCAUCAAGGGUCACAUGCUAUCCGGAUGUUUCUGGCGCAGAUGCUCCAAUUAAAGGGCGAUGAGGAAGAGCAUGUCGCGGCUGAUUCCAUUCCAUCAGUGACGUCGUCCGUCUCGGCAGAAUAUGCAGAUGUCGCAUCGGACUUGUGUACAGCAUGCGGUGUUACCAUCGAGGACGACUGUGCCAAAUUCGGCGAUAAGAGAUGGCACUUGAACUGUCUGUCGUGUUCUCGAUGCAGCAACAAUCUCAAGAGAGAAUAUCAGGAGGCGCUAUGGAGUGAUGAUGAGCAGAUGGUGUUUUGUCAAGGAUGUGGUGCCACGGUACCAGAAUCAAGAACAGGGUUCCAGCACAUUACGAAACUGACACAGUUCGUCUUCCUUCUGAGAGUAGCGUUGUCCAGGCUGUAUGCUUUGCUGCGGCAGGGUCCAGCACUGCCACAUACCUCCGACGAUCCGAACCUGGAAAGAUAUGACAGUACGAAUGGUAUCGAUACGCAGGAUACGGGUGCGCCGCUGUUGACACGAGGAUCACGAUCAAGGUCCUAUGCAGGCGAACAGGUGCAACCAAAGCCGCGGUCUUACGUCAGCACGUUGAACGACAUUCGCCGACUGAAGUCAAGUCGCAUGGAUGAGAAGCUCGCGAACUCUGCACGUAGGGCACGGCAAUCGACGAUUUUGGAUGGACCUGAAGGCAUCCAGUUCCGCAUCGUGGAAGAUAAGGAGUCGGGACCACAGUUGACUGCGUCGACGUUCGCGGGUGAGAAGACCUUGACGCUGGAUGAUAUCCCAAGGCUUGUUGCAGCGGAGCAGGCAAGAGAACAGCGACCUAAUGCGUUCAAGCACCAAACCCAUCGCAAGAUACCGUCUAAUGCGCCGAACCAGCCUCCGGCGGGUAUGCGUCAGAGAACAUAUGUCUCUGAGCUGUCUGCGCUGGAGUACUUCAUUGUUCGUCACAUUGCCGUUCUGUCCCUGGCGGAAUUGGUGAAAGAUUGUUUCAACCUUGAAGAGCUAUUGGACUUGAUCGAGGUGAAGAAGGCGACAUUCUGGGGCAAGUUCGGGAAAGCGUUCAAGGGUGGCAAUGCGGAGAAGAAAAAGAAGGACAAGAAGGGUGUGUUCGCAGUACCAUUGGAAGUGAUCGUCGAGAGAGAUGGGACAGAAUCAGCGUUGGGAGCGGGACCUAAUCGUCUGCGCGUGCCAAGCUUCGUGGAUGAUGCCAUCUCGGCAAUGAAGCAAAUGGACAUGUCUGUUGAGGGUGUUUUCAGGAAGAACGGAAACAUCCGGAGGUUGAAGGACUUGGCUAAUGCAAUUGAUAAGAACACUGCGCAUGCGCUAAUUGAAGAAGGCCCAGUGCAACUUGCAGCGUUACUGAAGAAGUUCUUGCGUGAUCUUCCCGAUCCACUUCUGACGCACAAGUUGCACAAGCUUUUCAUCACUUCGCAACGGUUGGAGGAUGAAGAUGUUCGAAGGCGGGUAUUACAUCUGACAUGUUGUUUGCUACCGAAGCCGCAUCGCGAUACGAUGGAGAUCAUCUUUUUCUUCCUUAACUGGGUCGCCUCAUUUUCUCACGUCGACGAAGAAUCCGGAAGCAAGAUGGACAUCCACAAUCUUGCAACGGUCAUUACGCCCAACAUCUUGUACGCCGACAGCAAGGACGCUGCCAUGGAUGAGAGUUUCCUGGCGAUCGAAGCAGUGCACUCGUUGAUUGAGUAUAACGAGGAGUUUUCAUUGGUGCCAGAGGAUAUCCUCAUGCUUCUGCACGACCAAGAGUUGUUCUCAGGAAGUGCCGAAUUGACGACGAAAGAUAUCUUGCGCCGCUGCGAAGAGGCACUCUCACGGCCACCAAAAUCCGCCACAGAGUCCUCGGGCACUACAGGUGCUUCAACGUCUGGCUCCAUGCAGCGACCACGACCGCAGCGUAUUGACACCGGCUACGCCCAGGAAUUCGCAUCGAAGCAAGAAAGCACUGCUCGGAGAACAUCAACCAGUGUUCUGAGUUACGAACAAACGAACAAUUCACCAAAAACGCAAUAUAGUUACGAGUCGAAUGGGGCGUCAUCUCAGAGAGAAAAGCGGAGUAACGGAUACCACAGUUGAGAUCAGUGUUUGAUUGGAUAUAAUAUGCACAGAGGGUUGCUUUUGCAGGGUAGCGGGGGUUGGACUUGACAUUCACUUUUUCUUGGGCGAGGACGCGUACGGUUGCUAAAGGGGUUUUUGGCCAUGGGUCUUGGUCUUGGGGGUAGUUCCUGGAUACGAUAGUGUAAGAUGAAGAAUGCGAAGGCGGUUAUGAGAUUGC